Molecule: messenger RNA, 1549 nt
Organism: Lathyrus oleraceus (garden pea)
Lineage: Eukaryota; Viridiplantae; Streptophyta; Magnoliopsida; Fabales; Fabaceae
Product: microtubule-binding protein TANGLED
Exons: 4
Coding region: 107-1339 (410 amino acids)
Biological process (GO): regulation of phragmoplast microtubule organization; cytokinesis by cell plate formation
Cellular component (GO): preprophase band; microtubule associated complex
Molecular function (GO): microtubule binding
Source: RefSeq, a predicted model, not a curated record
CCGACCGUUACCACCUAUCAUCAUCAUCAUUUCUCACUUUCAUUUCAUGUUUAUGUUCAUGUUUCUGUCACUUUUUCUUUCACAACAACGUUAGAAUCACAAAAAAAUGGUUGCCAAAACCACACUCACACAAAAUAAUAAUAACAUGUUACCUGUUUUUGAUCCAGUUCUAAUCAGAGAAACACUAAACAAGGUGGAUCGUUGCAUGUAUCGGCUACAAGAACUUCAGUUCACUGUUUCUGGAGGACUCAAUCUAAGCCCUCGCAGUACCAGAAAUUAUCUCAGAACAAGUUUAAGAUGCAAGCAAGAAUCUAUUAGGAUCAAGAAUAGUUCACAAGAAACAUCUCCAAUGGGGAAGUUUUCAAAAUCAGCUAAUUUACGAGGUGAGUGGAGGAAAAUGUCACUGCCUGCAAUGCUUGUUGGCGAAACUGUUGUAGAAAUUUUACAGGCUAGUCAGUUUGCUAGACAAAUGGUAUCUUCGGUUGGUCCGAAAACUCCGUUAUCUCGAUCCUCACACCAGAAAUCAGACCCUGAAACCUCACAACUCAGAGCUAAAAGAACCAAGGAAAAGGAAAAUAAACAACAGUCUGAUUCGCCACCGUUUCAACCUCAUCGUGCACGUUCGAGAAUCAACUUCGAAGUCUCUCCCCCGAAAAAAGUAAGAGACUGUGAUGAAGAGAAAGAGAAUAUUAAGCAUUCAGCAAAUAGGGUAUAUCCAAAGAAUAGGCCAUGGGCUAGAAAACCAGUACUGUUUCCCAACCCUUUAUUCUCUUCAACUUCUUCGCAUCAGCAAGAAUUCUGCAAGACAAGAUCACCUGUCAUAUCAACAACGCCGCACAAGUUUCGGAUCAAAUCACCGUAUAAGUAUCUGAUUGAAUCACCAAAUAGAGUAACAACAAAAUCACCAUCGAAGUUUCGGAUAAAAUCACCUCAUGUGUUUGUGGACGAAUCACGAAAUAGAGUAACAAAAACACAACAUAAGAAGGUUCUGAUCAAAUCACCAAGUAGAGCAACAACUACUUCAUCCAAGAGAGCUGCAAGAUUGAACUAUCCAAAGAGAUGUGGUCCUGCAUCGAUAUCAAGUCGAACUCUCUCUCCUUCUAGAUUGGCUGCACCAACAAAGAGCAAGAGAAGUGUACAGAAAAGUGAUGCCUCAGUGUGUUUGAGUAAGAGUUCUCCAAAGAGAACAACUGCAUCAAAAUUACGCCGAUCGUUCUCUCCUUCGAGACUUGUAACAAGACUAGUUUUACCAUUGAAGAGCAAGAAAAAUGAUGGCUUAGCUAGUGGACUGAAACAACGACCACCAACAUCAGUGCACUUGGCUGGUCCAAGAUUUUAAGAACAUACAGUGUGAUAUGUUUUCAGUUUUGUUGUUUUAUUUUCAUAAGGAUGUCAAGCUCCUUAAGAAAUUCUAUACUGUGUCCAUACUAUAUACUAUACUUUUUUUUUGUUUUCCAUGUCAAUGCAGAAUUUGACCAUAUUGAUAUACUUGGAAUUUGAUGUGACAAAUGAGAAGUUGAUUUUUUUUUAUCGAAUAGUAUUUAUGCUC